CUAACACUUCACAGGUGACAGGCCACAUUCCACAUUCCACAACACAAACUUGAUCCUUCUAAUAGAAAUGUUUUUAUUGUGUUAUUAAAAAAACUUUAUAUUAAACAUCAGUAUUUUGUAUCUAAAAAUCCUUUUGUGGGUAUCACUACAUUCAGCUUUUUUACUUAAGGCCAAGUCAGUUUAAAUCAUAAUUGUGAAAUUUCAAAAUCAGAUAUGGAAGAGAGCAACAUACCCAUUGAUAUAAAUAUCGGCAAACUUCAAGAUUGGCUUAUAAGCCGUCGUCAUGUAAAUAAAGAUUGGCAAAAAAAUAUAUUAGCAGUGAGGGAAAAAAUUAAUAAUGCCAUACAAGACAUGCCAAAACACGAUGAUAUUGCUGCUCUACUAUCAGGAAGCUAUAUAAACUAUUUUCACUGCCUAAAAAUAAUUGAGAUAUUAAAAGAAACUGAAGCAGACACUAAAAAUCUUUUUGGAAGAUAUGGUUCACAAAGAAUGAAAGAUUGGGUGGAUGUUGUGAAGUGUUAUGAGAAGGACAACUUGUAUUUAGCUGAAGCAGCUCAAAUACUUGCUAGAAAUAUUAGCUAUGAAAUACCUGGCUUGAAGAAACAAAUAGCAAAAGAGGAACAAGCUCAACUUGACUGUGAAAAAAAACACACUGAUUAUCUGAAGAGUGAAGCAUCAACGAAAAGUGAAUUUCUUAAUCUGUGUAAGCAGCUUGGCAUCAAAGGUGACAAGAUAAAGCGAGAAUUAGUUGAGAGGCUUCAGGAAUUAUCUGCGAUAUAUGAUAAGAUUGGAGGGUCACUGAAACCAUUAAGACCAAGUAUAGAAUUGUACACAGCAUUUUCAAAAUACAUCCUUGGUGAUCAGGCUACAGAAGUACUGCCACUGCUGCAACAUGUGAUAGAAAAUGGUAACACAACAGUAUAUGAAUGGACAUAUGGUGAAGCACCACUGCAGAUUGAAGAGGACCCUGUGCAUAUUGAUGUUGAUGAUGAGCAGGGUGCAGGAGAUCAGAUUGAUUUUGGUGAUCACAUUGAUUUUGGGACCUUGGAUACUCCGGCUGAAAUAGAUUUCGGUGACGGAGAUGCAGCUGAGAUAGACUGGGGCAAUUUGAAUGCAACAGCUGAUGUUAAUGUGAGUGGCGAGAUCUCGGGGGUGUCUUUGGAGGAGUCUGGUAUCGUGGUGGAGGCACAGGGCGUGGCCGGAGGAGUUGCUCGCGGGAGGGAAGCUCUGCGCCUACUGGACCACCCCGCCACCAGGAACCAGAUCAUAGAUCAACUUGUCGAGCUAGAAUCAUUCCUGAAGAUGCGACUCCACGAGACGAACGUUUCCAACGAGAGCUCGAGCUUCUCGUUGAUACAACAACUGCCGACGGAGAGCGUCGCUGCUCUGGCGGCCAUGUUGGACUCCGUACACGUGGCGACCUCCUCGCUGUUAGCGCCGGAAAUAACUCACUUGCACAACGUUAAACAUUCCCCUAAAUACGUGGACGUGUUGAGCGGCCAGCUACAACAGAAGCUGGCCGUGUGUGACAAACUGUCGCGCCUGGCCGCGCGCGAGCGGGACAGAGCUAUCGGCGCGAGCGAGACGGCCACGGAGCUGCGGCCCCUGCUAGCGAGGAUCAUUGAACGAACUAAGGAGUUGCAGGCCAAUAUUGAAAUGGAAAUCUCUAAAAAGUACAAAGGGCGUCCUGUCAACAUAAUCGGCGGUGUUAAAUUCCUGUAACUGUCUCAAAUUAUAUGAUGUUGUUGACCGAAAAUAUAUAUUUUUACGUUUC
This is a messenger RNA of Leptidea sinapis, 1774 nucleotides long. Its product is annotated as CDK5RAP3-like protein. Gene Ontology annotation, biological process: regulation of mitotic cell cycle; regulation of cyclin-dependent protein serine/threonine kinase activity. Lineage: Eukaryota; Metazoa; Arthropoda; Insecta; Lepidoptera; Pieridae. The coding region runs from base 214 to 1722 and encodes 502 amino acids. Gene Ontology annotation, cellular component: endomembrane system. The record is from RefSeq and is a predicted model, not a curated record. The transcript is spliced from 9 exons.